AGGGUGGUACCUUAUAUUAUCCGACAAGAGAGAAAAUUCUAUGGAUUCCACAGCUCAGCUUUUCCAUCGGUGUUAUGCGCGCCGUAGUCUGUACGUCAGUGCUGCUCUUCCUUUUUUUUUCUUUUCUUUUUUUUUUUUUUUUUUUCUUCCUGGCCGAGAAUUGAGGACGCCAGGACUACAUGUGAUAAUCACGCAGCAGAAAUGUGAUGGUGCUUACCACGAGAGGAUUAAACUACUGAAUUACUAGCGAGUUCAUCCUGUUUCUAGCGACGGGUAGCAGUAAAUGUAGUGUUUGUUGUCAUCUUUUCCCCGACUUUCUUUUGUUAGCUGUUUCUAUAUUAGCUGAAGACCCCCGG
Molecule: messenger RNA, 356 nt
Organism: Pyricularia oryzae 70-15
Lineage: Eukaryota; Fungi; Ascomycota; Sordariomycetes; Magnaporthales; Pyriculariaceae
Exons: 1
Coding region: 41-247 (68 amino acids)
Source: RefSeq, a predicted model, not a curated record